This is a messenger RNA of Rhopilema esculentum, 7951 nucleotides long. RefSeq lists its product as uncharacterized. The record is from RefSeq and is a predicted model, not a curated record. NCBI's taxonomy places the organism in Eukaryota, Metazoa, Cnidaria, Scyphozoa, Rhizostomeae, Rhizostomatidae. Gene Ontology annotation, biological process: regulation of transcription by RNA polymerase II; developmental process. Gene Ontology annotation, molecular function: RNA polymerase II transcription regulatory region sequence-specific DNA binding; protein dimerization activity; DNA-binding transcription factor activity, RNA polymerase II-specific.
UUGGUCAGUGUGCUGUAUGAAUUGGACAUAGCGAAAUUGGUAGCAUUCAUUCGGAACUGCUUCGCGCAUCGCUCCAGGAUCCAUUUUUGAAAAUAAGCUCAUGCAAGGGAAAGAUUCGCGGAGGAGCGUUUUGUUCAGAAUUAUCAGCUGUACUCGCUCGGCGAUGCUUUAAUGUGAUCCAAGCUGAAAGCAGGCCAAAUAAGAAAGCAGUUAUAUGUUAGCUUGAAUUGUGAAGUGCGUCAGAUGAGCAGCACACUUGUAGACAGAAAAUUGGUCGAUUGACAGCGCAGAGAGCAUAAAAAGCUCUCUCAAAGAACAGUUGGUUUGUGCUAAAUUGGUGAAAUAAAAGCGAAAACGACUGUUUGACCCGGAUAAAGGACGCCCUGCUACCCCCGUAUUAAAUUAUUUAAAAGAAGUCUUUUCAGCGCAAGCUAAGUAGAUCGAAGAUAAAUGAUUAGGUUGAUUGAUAAGUUUCAGGUGAACGGUCGCAAACCACAGAUGGUUUUCUAAUAUUAAACCAGCUGGCGAGGCUCUCUGCAAAAGAACCGCGAGCAAUAGUUCAACAACAACACAAGGACGUUGAGCAUUGAUAGAAUGCGUUGAUAGCAUGCACACACGGCCUGCUCAUGGAACUAAGCAGGUGAAGGAGGUCCCUGCAGUCUGUGUGAAGAUUGUAUGAAGAGUUCGCCCGAAGAGUUCGCCCGAAGAGUUCGCUUGCCUCUCUUUCUUUUUGCCUGCUCAAGUGGCCCUUGUUCUUCCUUAGGAUCAUUGUCUGAGCGUUGGGGAUUAUCAAAUUCAUCAAACUUCGCCAUGCCACGAACAUUUCUGGUAAAAACAUGCAGAAAGCGUAGCGGAUCAACUGGACAUUUGAGUAAAGGAUCAUCCGAGAUAGAAGGAGAAUUGGGGAGCAAUCCCGGUGAAUCAAAGACUGCUUGCGGCAAAAAUAUUGAAAAAAUACAAGAAAAUGAUGCCCCAUGCAAAGCCGAAAAUGGAAGAGCAGAAAGAUUGCGAACCAGUAUCUUCUUACCAAAGAAAUUAAAUAAAGCUAGCUUUGUUCAAUAUCCUUUUGUGCAAAAUGACACCGAUGAAUCUGGAAGAAAUGAAAGUGUGGGAAACAUACAACAAGAAGGCAGGUGUAAAAGGACAAUGAAGAGCUGUAGCGAUGACAACGCUGAGGCGCCCGAGGAGAAGGAGAUGGCCUGGGUGCCAAGAAAAUGUGGAGUUGAAAACGAUCGGUUACAUGGCAAGGAAAGAACUGCAAAAAGUGAAAUGUUCUUGAAUAAGUUGCGAAAGUAUAUGACUGUACAGGAUUCUGAUUGCGAUGUGGAAACAUUGCACAAUUUUCGCAAUGAGAAAGAGUCGUUUAUUCAAAGAGACAGCGUUUGUGUAAUUCGAAGACCUGUCGCGUUAAUCCCAGCCGCAUGUAACUGUCAAAAGUGCCUGGAAGGACCUCAGCUCAGGGUUCUCAAUGAGGCCUCAUUCGAAUGCAAAAGCAACAACAACCACGGUCAUUGUUACAAUGUGGAACCAAAACGCUUUAACAUGUAUAAGCCUUCGUCAAAGCAGCAUUACUUUGGCAAACCUUAUAUGAGCAGCUCUCCAGAGUCACGUGAUCGGAAAUUUUCAUGCAACGAAGAUAUGCACGUCGUGCCGGGACGAAUAUCUGGAGAAGGAGCAGCCAGAUAUUUGAUUGAAAGGAAAAUGCGUGGUCACUGGAACUGCGACGUAGCGAAAGUUAAAGGGCAUGGUACGAAUAAUAAACAUUCAUGGAUGGAACAUGGAACAUCACUAGAUCAAGAAAGCUCAGAAAUAAAAGGGCAAUAUAAAGAAAUGAAAGAAGAAUAUUGGGAUAGGCCGGCUAAUAUCGAGCCUGAUAUUAAAGCUGAUCUGGAAAGGAGGAAUGGAACCAAGUACAGAGGGUUUUCAAGAGACACGAAAAAAUGUUCAGACCAUGUCAAAGAAUUUCAUGAUGAUGAAGGUAAAAAAGUUAUUAAGAAAAGGCAAGAAACGACGUUGAUUGUCAGGUCGAGUAAUUGCAAAUGUCCAGAAUGCAUACAGGAAAUUUCAAGGACAAUUUCAGAUUUUGGCCAUGUUGAUUAUGUGGAAGUUAAAGAUAUCGACAGAUUUCAUGAACCUGAAAGAAUUGUUUGCAAAAUAGAAGAGGGCGAAGAAAUCGUAAAAACGAAAUCCAACCACAACAACAAAGGGAAUAAUCAUAUUGCAAUGGUUAAAGAAAGAAAAUUUGGAAGCUCCCUUCCUUUAAAAGUAGACACUGAAGAAGAAUUUUUUUCAAAUGAUCAAGAUUUGAACAGACCAAAACAAAGAAGAACUGCAUUAGAGAAAAGACACUGGAAACAUGGAAAAGAGAGCCCAGUAGAAGAUGAAGAUCAGUUUGACUGCAUUGUAAAUAGCUCUAGUGGCACGAAUGUACGAUUAGACAGAAACGCGUAUCCAGACGAAGACAUAGCAAAUAAGGAACUUUCGUCGGUAACGGAUUUCGACGAGGAAACGAAGUAUAAUUUAGUAAAUUUACAAAAUGACAUGAAACAGUGUGAAACUGGAGAUAUCCUUGCAAACAGCCCAACAUUUCUUAAUUAUCAAAAUGUAAAAAGCAAAGAAAAACGGCUAAUGCUAAGGCAAGCGAAGGAAAAGUCGAUUGGCAAGAAAAGUAGAGCACUUGCGAAUUGGCUGGAAAGAAAGCGAGUAGCUGAACUGAAUGACGCCUUUGAAAGACUGCGAAAAAUGGUACCUGCUUAUGGCAAUGAAGAUAGGUCUCUCUCGAAAAUUAAAACACUCAGAUAUGCUUCAACGUAUAUCAAUCACUUAGCCGUCAUUCAUGAAAAACAGUGCAGAUAUGGAAUAGAAGACUUGAAGAAAGGCCUGAUGAAGUUCAUGGACAUAGAUCCGAUGCUGCAACGAUGCCAAGAACAUCUCGAGACUCAAUGCAUCAUUUAAACUAAUAUUUUUGGAUUAAUAUCAAACCAGCUAACUAGCCUAUUUAUUAGGAGUAAUGGCAUUUUCUCUUGCUCUCCAAAUAUUCGUUGAUUUUCUGCAAACAAAGUAAUCCUCCUUCUUCAUCAGUUCCAGCUUUUCGUUGUUAUGUGAAAAAACUAGAGGCACUAGAUCGUCCAAUUAGUCGCGGUGCGUUUUUUGACUGUCUCGCGUUGCGAAACGACCCCAGUCGCGGUGCGUCCCAGUGAAAAAACAUAUAAUGUUUAGCUUGGUUUAAUCGAGUCUUGGUUUGAUCAUUCAAAAUAUUUAUAAUUUCAAAGCUUGAUUUUAUCUAUUCUUGCAUCAGCAAUUUAAUGCCAAGUUUAUGGUCGAAAACUAACGUUUAGCGGAUGCCGCGUGGGAGGAAUUUUUAGCCGCGAGGGAGAAAAUAUUUAUAACGAGCAAGUGUUUCAGCAACUUUUAUUGCUGACUUUGAACACUAGUGUCUUCGAUAUGUAGAUAGUUUGAUUUUAUUGAAAAGAAAAAAUAAGAAAGAAGGUUAAACCGUGAUGGUAAGACUGCUUGCAAAUCUUUUCUCUUCAAGUAAACAAAGUAAAUAUUUGAUUGAUAUUACAUACACGUUUAGAACAAUGAAGGGUAGGUAAGAAUUAGAAUAAGAAUUAGAAAUAUAAGGGAAUAUGGUACAAACAAAGAAAAUAACGAAAAUUCAUGUCAUGUCGAUUUUGUUUCGAUCUGAAUUUAGCCCUAGCUCUUCAAGGAUUUGCCUUUCCAAUUCCAUGUAGUCUUGAUAGGCCUAGCAGAAAAGAAACCAUGGUGCGGUUACAAUCAAAUUAUUAUUUGCGAAAUGCAGUUAUUCACAUCAGAGGCUUACAGUUUCACUGAUUUUUGAAAAGUAAUGCAUGAUAAAACGACUCUACGAUAAAUUCGCUAUCAAUAAUUACAAAGAAAUAUGCAUAGAUGAAAUAUAGCGUCAAAAGUCAGGCAUAUGUUCGAGUUAACGAGUUAACAAGUGUCUCUCCCUGGUGCGAUUUAGAUAAUGUUUUAUUCUUUAAAAGCGAGCAGCUGCAUGGAAAGGAACUAGCACCUCACUGUACUUUCAGCCCCCCUUCCUUAGUACUUUCAGGCACCCUUCCUAAGUAAUUUUAGCCCCCCUCCCUUAGUAUGACUAUCAUUUUCAUAAAAGCUGGUUCUUAUCCACAUUCCUCUUUACUUCCUCUCGCUUGAGGAUUCGUACCCGAAAUAUUUGGCCUGUUUGAUUUUGGUGGAUGGUUAAGAAUACACGACAAAAUGAAUGAUUAAUGAAACGACGUACUGUUAGACACAGUUGUCGAGCCAGAGCCAACACAAAAACACUGUUGUAAGGUCACUUGAUGAAUUUAGGACCAGUCGAAUACUGGAUAUUAGCAAAGCUGUAUUAUGUACAGCACGAGAGGUCCUGCGAAAGAAACGACACUAUGGCGAAUGGAAAAAUUUGGAUAGCAACAGACUUACAGAUCUGGCUUUCGAUUCCCAUUCCAAGUCUUCUUCAACCAAUUUCACCUAAAGAAGAACAAAUAAUGAUUGAUAUUGCCUUGUUUAUAGAUUACCUUACUUUCUCCAUUUAAAGCCCCUUAAAAAGAAGCAAAAGAACAUAAGUUUCAGGGUUUGGCCUUAGCAAUCUCAGUAACUUGAACAUUUUUAAAGUUUUGAGAUAAAUUUAUAAGCCAAAGAAGCAUGAAGAACCGUGAUUCCUUUGGCAUGAAAAUUCUGGGUAUUUUAUAGACACAGUUUCGAGUAAAUCCAUCAUAACCACUGGUUGAAAGGUAUCUUCUUUGUUUAUAGUUGGGUGAAAAUGCUUACAAUCAAGAUACAAAAUCAUUACGUAUUCUAUAUAUAAAAUGAAGAGCAUCGUCCCUUCUCCUUAGUCCCUUCUCAUGGCCCCUUAAGAAUUACACAGUAAUCAAGUGCUGAAAAUUAAGAAGGAUUCUAGCCUAAAGAUGGCUUAGAGAAAUCAUACCUUAUUCGAUAUCUCAUUCUUGACUUCCUUUUUGUCCAUGUCAGCAUUCCUUUCUCUUUGUUCAAGGAAGGCUAGUCUUCUGGCCUCUCUUUCGAAAUAGUUGUCAACACUCGUCACCUUGGAUUUGAACAGGAUUGAAUUGAAGGAUUGCAACAGGAUUGAAAAGAUUGUUUAAGGAUGCAGCGAAGCAAAGAGCUUCAUGAAACAGAAAGAAAAGCAAAUUUGGAGAAAUUGAUUGUUAUUAAAUAGUGGACUGAAAAUGAUUUCCGUACGAACUUACACUGUACGGACAGCUUCACAAUUUCAAUUUUUGAAAUAUUUCAACAUAGCAAACACAAUGUAUAUGUUGAAUAGACAAUAAGUAAGAAAAAUUAAAAUUAUAUUUCUUUGUCGAGAGAUGAAUAGAUCAUACUUCAUUAGAAGAUGGUUGUCGCAGAUUCCAUGGCACUUCAAAUAUGUGCAGUGUUCCAAUUUUAUCACCAAUUGCCAGCAAUUGCUGUUUGCCUAGAAAAGGUUAGGCCGUAAAUGUGUACUUACAUUAUUUCUAAAGAUUAGGUCAUUGCGAGAUACUAAAUUAUAGUGAAAAUGAAUAGCACCAUUAAAGCAAUAAUGUAAAUUUAAUGUAAAUUUAAUCAAAGUGAAAAUUCGAGUCUCUCGACCAAGCAACCAAUGAUAAAAAUCAUACGUAGAUCAAAAUCCAUAAUGAAUUUCCUUCCAUAAAAAAUUGCAGGAAAAAUAGCAAAACAAGCCAUGAUUUGAAAUCUUAUGCUUAAGAUGAAGAAACCACUUUGUGAGAAGUAAUAGAAGCUAGUCUCGGUUUAGUUGGAAUGUAUGAAAUACAAAUAACUCUUACUUGAGACUUGAUAAGGAAAGAUUGUUUGUAUAGGAACUGGAGUAACACUUUGAUUAAGGAAAGGCUCGUGGGUUCUGAAAAGGCAAGAAAAAUGAAAUGCAUUUGAAAAUACACAUACGGGCGCAAAUACCCCCUUGUCCCCUUGUAAACAAAUUUCCAGCAGUACUCUGCAAUGAAAUUCAUAUAACAGAACGUAUUUGCAUCCACCAUUUUAUUUAUUUGGGUUCAACUUGGGUGUUUGCUCGCAAAGGCUAGGUUCUUACAGCAUGAACACAAAAAGUCUAUAAUUCUUAACUGAAUUUGCAGCCUUCACUUGAUUCGUCGACUUUAAUCCAUUAAUGAAUACUUUACCAUAUUGUUUAGCAUGCAACUAGUAUUUAAAUAUUGGAGUUGUCAUAGUUGUUGACAUGGUGUGUUGAAAUAAACAAGCAGAAGAGCUAGUGGAGAAAUACAAUCCCCAACAAUACGUAAAUGUCGUCGUUGCUAAGUUGACUCUUAUAUUGAACCAGCGGUAGAACACGAGAAGGAGAUGUACUGCUCAUAGAAAACCAAAUACUCCUUUACUUCACCCUGCAAUGUUUACCCUACUUGGGUUUACCUUGGCUGUUUGGUCGCCAAGACUACGUCCUGGCAGCAUAAACACAAACAGUCUGUAAUUCUUAACUGAAUUUGCAGCCAUCGCUCUUAGCCCAUAACAUGAACCCAAAUCUCUGGGGAACCGGCAAAACAAGACUAUCCAUAAAGGAUAUUGUUUAAUGCCAUUCUCUGUACUCUUCUGUAAGCACUGUAGUAGUUGCAAAACAACAGAUACUCAGAUGUCACUUGCACAGUGAGAACUUUACAUCGAUCUUUAACAAUCCUUCUUAACACACUGCAAUGGUUUAAAUGUUUGUGCUACAUUGGUUCUGCAAUCAAAAGAGAGCAGCACUUACUUGUCAAGGAGAUCCCAAACGUCCACACUUCCAUCGGAUUUGCCGAUAAAGAAUACAGCUGUAGAAUAUUAGAUACCAGUUAGCAUACAUAACGUUAGCCAUGCAAAGUCAUUCAAAAAACGCACAUUGAUUUCUGAUCCAUUAAUGAAAGCAAGUGCUGGGAAUGUAAGUGAAACUGACAUUGAGAGGGAGCAAAGCAGCUGACGCUUUCAUUGAACUAGACACAGAAAUCUGGGUUUGCAUGAUUUGGCAAGUUUGCCAUUGAAAGGACAAAGCCGGGAGGAAAACAUUAUAAAAGGAAAAUACGCGUUAAGUUGCCUAAUGUAGCAACAGUUGUGAAGUGUAAACAGCUAAAGUAGCCUAGAGGCCCCCUAAAUGAAAAAGAUACACAAAUCUUGUUGCAGCUGUAUUGAAACUUUAUGUAGAGCACAAGCUUAAAAUACUACAGAUUAAGAUUGAUUGCAAUUAGUGCAAUUAGUGGAUAAACUGACUUUGUUGCUAGUUGAAACCAUUUUGUGUAAAUCCCAACAGAAUUACAGAAAUACAGUUAGCCUUUUAAAAGAUUAAGUGCAUCUAGAUUCUGCCUGAAUUAACCUGGUCUGGAAGGACUCCAUGCAGCAGCUGUUAGUUUGACUGGAUGGCUGCUUGACACCAGUAAUGGACCAUGCUGAAACAUAACAGAUACAAUUUAGUCACAUUGAUAUGAUACAAGUUAUGAUGUGAUUGAUAUAAGUUAGUAACAUUAAUUCUAAUAAAUCAUUAUACGGGCAUGUAAUCAUUAAAGCCUGGAAAAUAAAAAUAAUUUGGGCAGGAAUAGAGGGGGUGGGCUAUUUGAAAAAGAGAAAUAAAGUUCAAAGCCGCAUUGCAGUACAGUCAAGAAGCAUUCAAAUAACACCGUUCACUGUUGCAAAAAAGAGUUCAAAAAAUUUGGCAGUUUAGAUAUUGCAAUAAAUACACAGAUUUGUACUUUUGAUAAAGUUUGGGCCUAGCUAUUACUUUUAUUAUUGUUUAAUUGUAGCAAUUUUGAACUUCAGUGUUUCGAUGAACUCGUAUAAUGAGAACAGGUAAAAAAAUUUAUUAGGCUCACGGUCAGCUUUUCUUUCCAAAUAGCAAAGGACCAUCCACCAGCCGUUAAAAUCACAUCUUUGAAGAAUGGCGAUCUUUCUAUCGCCGUGAUUGGACCGUCAUGAGCAUCAAGGACAAGAUCUGGCCUCGGAG